AAAAGGAAAAGUAACUGCCUAACUGUCGUCAGUAUCCAGCAAGUGGUUUAAUUGAGAAUUUGGACUUUGGCCUCAUCCUCUUUGCCAUCUUUGAUUCUCAGUAUAAUCCUCCAAAACCCAUCUUCUUCUUUUUUUCUUUUUCUGUUUUCAAUCUUCACUCCCCAUACUAUUCAUUCAUUUCUUUCUAAAAAAAGGAAAGAUGGGUUCUAUCUUUUUUUGCUUUCAUCCAUUAAUCCAUACUUCUAAUUUUAAUUCCUCAAAGACCCUUGUUUUCUUUAGUUCCACUUUAAGUUCAAAUCCAAAGAACCUUUCUUUCUUCAACUGCAAAUCAAGAACUCAGUUAGUUUGUUCUUCUACAUCUAAGGAUGGUCCUGAUUCUGUUCAAUCUUCUGGUGAUAAUAAUUAUCCAAGUAAUUUCUGCAUCAUUGAAGGACCAGAGACCGUUCAAGAUUUUGGUAAGAUGCAGUUUCAAGAAAUCCAAGAUAACAUAAGGAGCAGGCGCAAUAAAAUCUUCCUCCUCAUGGAAGAAGUACGCAGGCUAAGAAUACAACAAAGGUUAAAGACAUCAAACACUAGACGUGAGACUGGUGAAGAUGAAAAUGAGAUGCCAGAUAUCCCCUCGACAAUACCGUUUAUUCCUAACAUGACUCCAAAGACGCUGAAGCAGCUUUAUCUAACAAGCUUUUCAUUCAUAGCUGGGAUUAUGGUCUUCGGUGGAUUACUUGCCCCAAUACUUGAGCUGAGAUUAGGUAUAGGAGGCACCUCAUAUGAAGAUUUUAUACGAAACUUGCAUUUGCCUAUGCAAUUGAGCCAGGUAGACCCCAUAGUAGCAUCUUUUUCAGGUGGGGCAGUGGGAGUCAUUUCAGCGCUCAUGCUAAUAGAAGCUAACAAUGUAGUCCAACAAGAGAAGAAACUGUGCAAAUAUUGCCAUGGAAGUGGAUACUUGGCAUGCGCACGCUGUUCAGCUAGCGGUAAAUGCCUUUAUACCGAACCUAUUUCAGUGAAUGGUUCUUAUCAACCGUUGCGUGCACCAUCUCUUAAAAGAUGUGCAAAUUGCUCUGGGACAGGAAAGGUGAUGUGCCCUACAUGUCUGUGCACUGGGAUGGUGAUGGCAAGUGAACAUGACCUUCGUAUAGAUCCAUUUGAUUAGGACAUACAACCCCUUAACAUAUAUAGCCACUUUUCAUUUUGUAACUUACAUUCAGAAAACCUUUGCUUCAUUUUCUAUUUUUUUAUUUCAUUUUUUCCUUUGUUAUAAAUCAUAGUUGAUAUAAAACACCCUAGUUAAAGCCAGGCCUUUGGUAAUAAAGAUGAUAACUUCUCAUCUUUUUAUGAGUAA
Molecule: messenger RNA, 1339 nt
Organism: Nicotiana tabacum (common tobacco)
Lineage: Eukaryota; Viridiplantae; Streptophyta; Magnoliopsida; Solanales; Solanaceae
Product: protein ORANGE-LIKE, chloroplastic
Cellular component (GO): chloroplast membrane
Source: RefSeq, a predicted model, not a curated record